Molecule: messenger RNA, 5879 nt
Organism: Uranotaenia lowii
Lineage: Eukaryota; Metazoa; Arthropoda; Insecta; Diptera; Culicidae
Product: capon-like protein
Exons: 6
Coding region: 1749-4688 (979 amino acids)
Molecular function (GO): nitric-oxide synthase binding
Source: RefSeq, a predicted model, not a curated record
UUUAUUCUAUGCAAUAUGUUUCACUGCUUUGUCUUGUUCAAAUGUUCAGAAUAACAAACACAACCAAAACAUGUGGAUACAAUAAAGAAUUUAAAAGACUGUACAAAGUUGAGGUUCAGAAUUUAAAACAGCUUCUAAUUCUUUCAUGAAAAUAAGUAGGUACAUCGUCGAUCUUUUCCGGAGAAAUCAAAUGCGUUUGAAGAACUUUUCACCUUUUCCAUCCACACCAUUUCCACACUACUCUAGUGUGGAACCUCCAUCAACGAGUAGGUACACAAUUUCCCAAAAACAUCUACUAGUUAUACCUUUCAAACACUUGUUAUGGAUGGGUCGUAAACGCGGUAGACACCUUUCGAGUAUGAGAUACAUAUAUCGACUUUUCUUCCCGAUAGCUUGCGCGGUAAUGUAGGAAUUGUGGAAUAUUGCUUUUGCUUUUCGCUGUUACUCUCCUGUUUCUUAAAUGAUUAUUGACUUUGAUUCGGAGAGAGUUUGACUCACUCACACAUGUGGUCAGUGGAGGAGGAAAAAACCUGCGCACCCUUGUAUACGAACGAUUUUAUGAAGCAGAGUUUUAAAAUUAUACCUAAAUUCAUAAAGCGAAGAAGACGGAGAUUUUUCUCAAUCUGAAUAACUCACGGUUAGUGCGUACAUAGAUUCAAACCAGUAUGGUUUGUUGUGGAAUAAUAGUUUUUUUGUUGCGAAUAUUGCAACCAGUUAGUGGCUAGACCCAUUUGAUGCACUCGUUCGUUUAAAAUCCGGUCCUACGGUUGUAAACGAAUAGUUAAAAACCCGGCAUCGCGCAAGAAUGGAACUGGAAACGUCUGCACAUUUUUUUGUUAUGUUAUAACAUUUCGGAACGCGAUUUUUUUUUUCGAAAAAGUGCUGAUCACCUGCAAUAUGCAUUAGCCUAAAGUAAACGGCAUACUUAUAUAACGACUAGAAAAGAACGUUCAAAUUCGUCACGAUGCAUUUAGAAACCGAUUGGGUAGAUGGAAGAAGAAGAAAUCAUGUGACAUUGUGGAAUUCUAGAGUGAUAAAAAAUUAAGCUUGUGCUAAAAAUAAACUGGGAAAGCCGCGGAGAAGGAAAAUAUUAUAAAUGAGCACCGCUUAACGUCGUUCUCAAAACAUUGACCAUUCUUUUCCAUUCAACGAUUGAUCAAAUUGAGCAAUAAAAUAAAAUGGACCAAAAUAAAAUAAAUGGUUCAUGUGAAUAAACGCUUCGAAUAAGAUGGAUCAACAACUUUUAUAAAACGCAACAUGGUGUUUAAGCAAUAAAUUCAAAAUCAAACCAUGAUAAAGCAUCAUUUUACACAAUAUUGUUUUGAGGAUAAAAAUAAUUUCGUAACAGCACAUCAGUCUGCUAUAAGAAACUCGGGACAGGACCACAUACAUAAAACCAAUCUUGAAUUGAUGUACGCUAAAUGUCGUCGGUACUGUCUGAAUGCUUCUAACGGAAUAUUAUUACGCCAAGUGUAUUAUUAAAAAUAAUAAUAAAUAAUAAUAAGAAAUCUAAAAAUAACAACAACAAUAAUAGAAGUUGUCUACGGUUGACAUGAAUGAUGUAUAAAUACACAUGUGUGAUGCUAGAGCUUGACGGCAAAUCUCAUGAGCAGUAAAAAACUUUAAAUGAAGAAGAACGGCCAAUGAGAAUAAAAACUAGAUGCAACAAUACUUGCAGAUGUUUGCCUUCUCGUUAAUUAGAUGCCAAGUGAGGCUUCUGGAUUAAAGGCAAAUAUUUAUUAGCAAAAAUGAUCAAACAAAAAUCGGAAGAUAUUCAGCUAGACUAUGCAGACCCUUUAACAUCACCCAAUAGUAAACGAAAAAAUGAAUCUACAUUGCGACAAUUACAAAAUGAUGUUAUGGGCAAAGCUCGUUCGACGCUAAGCAGUUUGGGAGACGUAUUGAAAGGCAGCAAAAACGUACCAGGUGGCUCAAAUGCGUCGAGCCCGUCAGCAGACUCCGCCAACAAAGUGAUUUGUGGGGAGACAAAUGCAGAAGGUUCGGAACAAAGCUUCUCGACUCCACCACGAAGUCCAAAAACACCAAAGGAUAAAAAUUCCCUAGACUUCUUUUCUUGGUCCAAGAGUAAGAACAAAGAUAUUCCGAAAAAUGUGAAAAAGGAUAAGAUUAAAUCACAACAGUCCCAAUUGAGUGAUGUUAAUGAAGAAGAAAAUGAAGAAGAUAUUAAAUCUGACUUUACAGCAACAACGAAACAAACAUCUACGGGUGCUAUUAAGAAAAAACCUGGCCAGGAGAUCACAAUCAGUAAAUACCACAAUCAAGGAACUUCACAGCGUAAACACAAUACAGACUAUGUAGAAUCUCAUGGCAAUUAUAGAUCAGAAUACGAUUUUCGCAGAUCUAUGGAGGAUGGAUUGCAUUACAUAACUCGAGAUAAUGCUCAAUAUGCUGACAAAUAUUAUGAUUCUCGUCCGAAAUCUUACAACGAAAAAUACCUUCAAACCUACAACUAUAUGCAAAAUAUGCAGGAGUAUGAUGAAAGUUAUGAAGAUGAAGUUGUCACGCCUUCAAAAGGACCAAGAAAGUUGAUAAAUCCAUCUAGUCCAGCUACAAAACAUAUUCUCUUCAAUGAGGAAAAUGACGUGUUAUAUUAUAAAGACAACCAAAGGUACUCCAAAAAUAAACCUAACGAUCAAUUGUCAAGGGAUAAACCAAAAGGACCACAACCGAAAACAUCUUCUAUAAAAGAUAAUCGAAAAUUGUACGAUUCGACACCAAUUCCGAUAAGGAAAAUAUCAAAAGAAGAUAAAAAUUUGAAUGUACAUGCUGCAAGUACUGCAUCUGAUAAAAAUAUCACAAAAAAUAAUAAAACAGCAGUACCUAUCGAUGAAAAGAAAUCCAAUCAAAAAGCUUAUUUUGCAAGGCCCACAUUAUCACGAGAUUAUUCAAUUGAUCAUCGAACUGCUAACAACAGCGGAAAUUUGGAAGCAAAUGAGUCAAACACAAACAAUAAUCUUCGUAGACAUCCAGCUGAAGAUUAUUGUGAUAAAAAAAUGGUCAGGAAAAUUUGCUUCCAAGAACCUUCGUACGAACCUGUAACAAAAAGCGACACAUUACCAAGAAGUCGAAAACCUGUUGCGGACUCAAUGAUCAAUGAAUAUCUUGAUACAGAUAUGAUUAGACCACGUAGUGGAAGUGUUGAUUCUGAUUUAGAGUCACAAGCUAUGCGUAUCGUUCGAACAGUAGGGCAAGCUUUCGAAGUGUGUCAUAAACUGUCGUUACAAGACAGCGUAGAGAUAGCAGACGAGCCGUCCGAAGCAUCUUUAUGUGAUUUUUCAGAUCAAGAUAAAAUAAGCGAUGAAGAAAAUAUCAAAAAAGACAUCAUCUCGGAAUCUGAUGAAGCUAUACUGCCGGGUAAAAACAACAAAACAGAUAUGUCUUCGAUAUCUAACAUGUACUCAUCACAACCGCCUUCACAAGAAAAUGGAAAUGAAUCAACAUUAAAAAAGACACCUUUAUCAGCAUCACAAGAAGUUGUUUGCUUACGAGAGCAGUUGGAUCAUCAACAAUUACAAACCAGGCAGGUGGUGGCCCAACUCAUGCUCGUUCGAGAUCAACUUAUAACCGAAACAAAUGCUAGAAUCGAAGCACAGGCAAGAACUCAGCAACUACUACAGCAGAACAGAGAGCUGUUGGAGCACAUUGCAUCAAUUGGAGGGUAUCAUGAACCAGAUCGACCUGGAUUAUCCUCUACUGCUAUAGGUUUAGCACCACAGUCUUUAUAUUUACAGAACCAACAGAUCAACGAUGUCCUAAACAUGGGAGCUCUGGGCAAGCAUUUCCAGACAGUACAACCCCUGUCUUCAAACCAAAAUCCUGCGAUCCAUCAACCAUUAAGUAAUGUGAAUAGCGGAAGUUUUUCAGCUCUCAACAAAUUACACAAUAUGGCGGCUUUCCAAUCAACUGGAAAUUUUAUGAGCCCCACAUCUAAUUUAACCGUCCAAGAUUUGUACAAGUUGAAUCAGAAUAUUCUUAAUCAGCUUACAAACGUGAACUAUAAUCCACUGUACUCGUUAUAUCCGACAGCUAAUGUGAACAAUACUCAACAUCAACCGAAUAAUUUUAUAUAUACAAAUCAGAAUGCUGCAGGAUUUAGUAACGUUAAAAAUGUGGCAAAUGCGGCCACCACUAACGCAUCAUCAAUGAACGCAGCAACAUCACCAGGAGAUCAUCAGAAGUCUUCACUUCCAACAAAAUCUGUAAGCGACUCCAAGGAACGUUCGUUUGUCCAUAACGAUACAUCAGUAGCUCAUGAUGGGAAUGGACCCCGAACACAGUUCAUAAAACCACUCUCGCAAGUCGGAACACUCACUACUAUGGACGCUGACGGUAAAAUUAAAGUGAUCGUGCCUAUUGACACCAAGGAACAACUGGAACUUCCUAAAACAAUUAGUAGGAAAUCCACCUCUUUUUCAGAGCUGUCUGGCGACACCAGUGUUGAAGGCAGCACGAAAAGCAUCUCAAUUCUAAAGGACAGCAAGGAUAAAAAAUCUUCCAUUCCAAGUCUGGUAACGCUGAAAGUAACCGACGAAAGUGGAACGACCACUAGAAGGCUACCUGCAACGCCAAGCUUUAUCACACGCAGCACGAGUGAAAAAGUUCCCAAUCGCAGCCAAAUUAUGAGUCAAGUUCAACGAACUCAAUGGGCUCGGCACACAACGAAAUAGAAUCCUAAGAAUCAACUUGUUCUUGCUUAUUAUUGAUUUAAUGUGUUACUAAGAGAAAAACGAUUAUUGAAAAAAAUUACUAGCAGUUCAUUGCACAACAUAUCCAUUCCUUGAUAGUUACAUAUAUGCACGCACAUAUGUAUGAUUUUGGUGUAUUUUAUGAUGUACUUUAGAUUUUGGUUUAUCGUGGUUUAUCUUCAUUUCUUUAUACAAAGCCUUAUACCGAAAAUAGUCCACUAGAUUACGGCAAGGUUGAAUCCAGUCUUUACCUAACCAUUUUCCUGGACAAGUGCCGUUGUGGUCAUGUCGAAUAAGUUCCCUAGAUUCUGGAAAUUGAAUCAAUCCGAAUUGAAAUUACAAACGCAAGGAAGCCACCGCUGUGCGUUUUUUUUGUGAUUGAUCGGUGGCAGAAAUCUUAUGACAAAUAUCCCCAAAUACCUCCUUCAAAUAGUACACUGGUUAAGAUGUCGGACUGGCAAGACGAUAUAAUUGGUGAUUUGAGUUCGACUCUCCCUACGGCGCUGUGUUUUUUUUUCUUGUUUCUGGGAUGAAUCAUCCAAUAGGAAGGAAAUUCCAUAAAAUGUUUUUCUUGUUUCGCUUGAAUGUAGUGAUCAUGCAUCAUUUUGGUUGGGAGCUCGAGUCCUUGUGCCAGUAGUGCUUUUUCAAAGAUACCGCCUUCGGCACAGUGCACAUUUCAGUACAUUAUCGGCACAGAGAUUUGCUAAAAAUACAUAAGAUUUUUGCAACCUCUUCAAAUCAUCAGAAACGGUUUUUUUAAUAAUGCGAUCGAAAAAAUGCUUUAAAUCGAAUCACGGUGGAAUCUUUCAAUGAACACCUUUCGUAGAUUUAUUGGUCGAAAACAUAGAUUUUUUUUCAAAAUCUUUGUUUAUAAUUUCUUCAAACCACUUGGAAGAUUGGUUAUGACAAUUUGUACCUCAGUUUUUUUUAUCGUUGGUAUUUUUAACGAAUAAUUUUACUUGGGAAGUUUCAUAUUGCCGGGUGUAUUUACUUGUUUAUUUUGUGUUAUUUGAAGGGAAAGCCGUAAUAUUCGCGGCGACUCAACUGUUAGCACUUUAAUAAGAGGUAGAGGAAACAGGAACGUUUGAGGUCUUGUAAAUAAGAGUUUUUUUAUUUUAAACGUUGAAACAUCUCGAAUCUAUUGAAAAAAAUCCUAUCUUUUUUACCGGUAUC